CGACACUGGUUUUGUCACCUUAUCAGCUAAUGAUUACAAAGCAAAUAUGUGUGUUCUUGGUUUUCGGCCUGGUGUCUGACCCAUGCCCGGAUGUCCUAUCAAUUCGGUAGCCAGUGGUUCAGGUUAGUCGGGUUCGUCGGUUUGCCAGAGAACGGCUGUCUUCGAAGGAGUUUCAAAAAUCUAAUAAAUCAGCGCGAAGUUAAUCCCCAAUUUGAACAUGGCACCUGCCAUUGACGCAACGGAAAGUACUCUUUCGGAUACAACUACUUCAGUGGCAAGCACCCUUUCCACCCUUUCCACCACUGAAAGUACCACGUCGGUCGCUUACAGUUCUACCACAACCAUCCCAAAUUUCAACAAUGAUAUGGGAUACGACACCCCGUUUGUGUUUUUCUAUCCCAGCUACGUCAUAUACAUCGUGCUGGUCUUCUUUUUUGUCAUCGCCUUUCCUCUGGCCAUGAUUGUGAGCGCCAAACGCAAACGGGACGUAACUUCCCGGAAUCUCGCCCAGCAGAGACAACGAGCCCGUCGUCAGAUGGAAAUUAAUGUCACAACCAAUUGCAACGGCGGCUCCGACGGAGUCGGAAACGUGUGCAUGAAUACCCAGGAGGAGUUUAGUGUGUUGCCCAAGACCUUGGAUCUUCCGCCAAGCUACGACGAGGCUGCUUUCAGCGAACGAAAGCAGGAUAGCACCUUGACCAUAGCCACCAGUUUGGAGGCGAGCAGCUCCAAUCUGGCGGCUGGAAUCAACGAACCACCGCCGGUGUACGAGGCGAAUGUGUCCACCACGACCACUUCCACCACCAGCACCGUUUUCUUGGUCAACGGCCAACCACCGGUGGUGUAGCUCAGAUUUGCAAUUCCGAGGUACCUUACAUUUAUUCUUAUUUAUACACCAUACGAGACACCUGUACAAUUUUGCUUAUGUAAAUAAACUUUGCUCGUCGAGGA
Drosophila eugracilis is the source of this 951-nucleotide messenger RNA. RefSeq lists its product as uncharacterized. Lineage: Eukaryota; Metazoa; Arthropoda; Insecta; Diptera; Drosophilidae. The transcript is spliced from 3 exons. Bases 218 to 847 code for a protein of 209 amino acids. The record is from RefSeq and is a predicted model, not a curated record.